ACUUUUGACUUAAAUAUCUGUGAUUUAAUCUUGGUUCCUGUUCCUAUCACUCCCAUUAAUCCUGCAGCUCUAUGUGGUUCAAAUGAUAUGUUUGUAAAUAAAGGAUUUCAAUUAAUAUAUGAUCGAGAGCGGUUUUGUAUUUGUUUGUUACAAAAGUAAAAGCCACUUCGAAUAAAUCUUGAUUGUUGUGUUAUUGUUCUUCAGCUGGCAGAAUAUAUCGGAGUAAAGCUUUAAGAAAGGCUAUAUGGCGGCUAUAAGAAAGAAAUUAGUCAUCGUGGGUGAUGGAGCAUGCGGUAAAACAUGUCUUCUCAUUGUAUUUUCCAAGGAUCAGUUUCCUGAAGUCUAUGUACCUACUGUGUUUGAAAAUUACGUUGCUGAUAUUGAAGUAGACUUUAAACAGGUGGAACUUGCAUUAUGGGAUACUGCUGGUCAGGAAGAUUAUGAUAGACUUCGACCUCUUUCAUAUCCGGACACGGAUGUGAUCCUAAUGUGUUUCUCCAUAGAUAGCCCUGACAGUCUGGAGAACAUCAUGGAAAAGUGGUAUCCGGAGGUACGCCAUUUCUGUCCCAAUGUUCCGAUAGUUCUGGUUGGUAAUAAAAAGGAUUUGCGUCACGACCCAAAUACCAUCAAAGAGUUGGCUAAAAUGAAACAAGAGCCAGUUAAGCCAGAUGAGGGUCGAGCCAUGGCUGAAAAAAUCCAGGCAUUUGGAUAUCUGGAAUGCUCUGCCAAAACCAAAGAUGGUGUGAGGGAUGUGUUCGAGAUGGCUACUAAAGCUGCCCUUCAAGUAAAAAAGAAAAAGAAGAAGAAGUGUGUUAUUUUAUAAUUAAAACAACUCUAGCUGUUAACGUGCUCUAGUAUAACCAUGUUACUGGGUGAUUUUUUUUCAGUGACUGUUAUGGUUGAAGGCAAUUUUGGAAACUAUUUACAAUUUUUACUCUUUUUGUAAAUCAUUCCAAUAAAGUUCUAUCAAGGCAGUAUUACCCAAUACUUAAGCCUACAAAUUGAUGUAAGCUUUUAUUUAAAGUACUACUCUCUUACAUAUUUGUGUUGUAAACGCCUGCUGUCAGAUGCAAUGUCAAUGGUUGUCUCUUUUUUUUUAUUAUUAUGUAAUAAAACUUCAAAAUUUAUUUCCAUUUUUUUAAUAUUUUGCUACUUUAUUGCCUUAUUCUUGUGAGACAACUAAGUACUUGUAAAGAUUUCUUUGAUAAAUUUAUGAUUAAAGUUGCAUUAAAAUUUUAUGCUCACAAUGUUAAA
Messenger RNA from Parasteatoda tepidariorum (common house spider), 1254 nucleotides. RefSeq names its product ras-like GTP-binding protein Rho1. The record is from RefSeq and is a predicted model, not a curated record. Gene Ontology annotation, molecular function: GTP binding; GTPase activity. NCBI's taxonomy places the organism in Eukaryota, Metazoa, Arthropoda, Arachnida, Araneae, Theridiidae. Gene Ontology annotation, biological process: small GTPase-mediated signal transduction.